AGCAAGCAACAUACCCACUUCUGGUGUAGUCUGCGUCCGUGGGUUAAAGGUAAAACGUGUGGCGUUUUUACAUUUUUAGGGACGUCUGGGGUGAAUAAUGGCGAGGCGGCUUGAUAAUAUAAUAAAUACGCUUCAAGGAAUGAUUGACCAAAGUAUUGUGCCUAAAAGCGAGGAUGAAUCUGAGGACGAAAUAUCGGACAGCUGGAGCGUGGAUGUAACUGUAGAGGGAGAAGACUUCCCCGACAAUACACAUUGUAUUGAUUACCUUUCCCCACAUGUUUCCUGCAGUGAGGCUGCUGACCCGUUGGGAGGAUGGAGGUGGAAUGAUAUGAAUGAUCCAGACAUCACACCCCGGCAGCCCACCUUCAGACCCGCCCGGUCACCAGGACCACAGUUCACAAUUCCAGCCACCUACACACCCCUGCAGCUCUUCCAACUCUUCUUCACUGAUUCUAUUUUACAGACAAUCGUUAAUAACACCAAUGAGUUUUGCUCCAGUCAUGCACCCCCCGCCAUACCGUGGACUGACCUGACACUGAAGGACAUGUAUUCAUUCAUGUCUUUAGUCGUCUACAUGAGUGUGGUAAAAUGCUCUGGAUUUGCUGACUACUGGCGAGUGGGGAAACUGUAUGAAUUACCAUUUCCUAGACGGGUAAUGACUGGUAAGAAGUUCCUCACCAUCAGCAGGUCCCUUCACCUCAGCAGCUUGGUGGAUGAUGCUGCUAACGAGCAGAGGAGAGGCACGCCAGCCUUCGAUCGUCUCGCCAAAACAAAGCCACUCUACUUGGAGAUGAGGGACGCCUGCAGGAGGAACUAUCAUCCUAGCCAGGAAAUAUCUAUCGAUGAGCGAAUGGUUGCCUCCAAAGCCCGCAAUGGACUCAAGCAAUAUAUGAAAAAUAAGCCUACUCGCUGGGGACAUAAACUCUUUGUUCUGACAGACUCAUCCAGUGGUUACACAUGGGACUUAUUUAUCUAUGAGGGAAAGCUGAAGGGAACCAGUGGCAAGGGGCUUGGUUAUGAGUCUGUGAUGGAGCUAAUCAACAUACAGAUGCUGGGCACCGGCUACAAGCUCUUUGUUGAUAACUUUUACACAAGUCCCACACUUUUCCGUGACCUCCUCAAGAGGAAGAUCUGGGCGUGUGGAACCAUACGAGCGAACAGACCUGGCUUCCCCAAAACAAAGAAUAACAGCCUAGAUGCAAAAUCUCCCCGCGGCAGCAUCCGCUGGAUCAGAAAGGACUCCUUGCUCUUUGUCCAGUGGCGAGACACGAGGGACGUCUUCAUGUGUUCAACACUCCACACAGCCCAUUCCGAUGACACGGUACAAAGGAGGGUCAAAGGUGCAGAUGGGCAUUGGACCUCGAAGGACAUCCCAUUCCCACCAGUUGUGAAGGAGUACAACCAGUUCAUGGGUGGAGUGGACCCCUCUGACGGCCUGACAGGGAACUCCAAAGUCCUCCACAAGACUCAAACGUGGUAUAAGACGUUCUUUUAUCAGUUCAUGGACAUCGCAGUUGUGAACGCCUUCCUCCUCCACAAAGACAUAGCAAAAACUAAAGGAGAGAAGCUUAUCACUCAGAAGGCGUUCAGAGAGACCCUCGCAGAGCAGCUGGCUGAGGCGGGGUCUGUCUUGACAGCCAGACCCGUACCAACUCCCGCUCCAUGGGCAGCACAUCACAGGCCAGUGCACAUCAGUGGGCACAGCACCACUGGUCGCCUGAAGUGCAGGCAGUGCCAUUUGAAGACACCGCUGAAGUGUCCCUCCUGUGAUGUGCCUUUGUGCUUUGUCCCAAGUCGUGACUGCUAUAAUGACUGGCAUGUUGCUAAAAACAUGUAACAGGUGUGUGUAUGUGCGUGUAAAUAGUUAGCUUCAUUACACCGUUUAAUAAACUGUUUUUCUACCAUAU
Messenger RNA from Epinephelus lanceolatus (giant grouper), 1907 nucleotides. Lineage: Eukaryota; Metazoa; Chordata; Actinopteri; Perciformes; Serranidae. The record is from RefSeq and is a predicted model, not a curated record.